AUGGCCCGAGAAGGUGAUAGUGUUGGGAUUAGCCCACUCCUCUCACUCCCUUUCUCAUCCGCGCAUCCCCACCGCACUCAUGCGCAGCCCACUGCUCUCACUCCCCUUCUCAUCCGCGCAUCCCCACCGCACUCAUGCGCAGCCCACUACUCGCACUCCCCUUCUCAUCCCGCAUCCCCACCGCACUCAUGCGCAGCCCACUCCUCUCACUCCCUUUCUCAUCCGCGCAUCCCCACCGCACUCAUGCGCAGCCCACUCCUCUCACCCCCCUUCUCAUCCGCGCAUCCCCACCGCACUCAUGCGCAGCCCACUCCUCUCACCCCCCUUCUCAUCCGCGCAUCCCCACCGCACUCAUGCGCAGCCCACUCCUCUCACUCCCCUUCUCAUCCGCGCAUCCCCACCGCACUCAUGCGCAGCCCACUCCUCACACUCCCCUUCUCAUCCGCGCAUCCCCACCACACUCAUGUGCAUCCCACCCCUCUCACUCCCCUUCUCAUCCCGCAUCCCCACCGCACUCAUGCGCAGCCCACUCCUCUCACUCCCUUUCUCAUCCGCGCAUCCCCCCCGCACUCAUGCGCAGCCCACUCCUCUCACCCCCCUUCUCAUCCGCGCAUUCCCACCGCACUCAUGCGCAGCCCACUCCUCUCACUCCCCUUCUCAUCCGCGCAUCCCCACCGCACUCAUGCGCAGCCCACUCCUCUCACUCCCUUUCUCAUCCGUGCAUCCCCACCGCACUCAUGCGCAGCCCACUCCUCUCACCCCCCUUCUCAUCCGCGCAUCCCCACCGCACUCAUGCACACCCCACUCCUCUCACUCCCCAUCUCAUCCGCGCAUCCCCACCGCACUCAUGCGCAGCCCACUCCUCUCACUCCCCUUCUCAUCCCGCAUCCCCACCGCACUCAUGCGCUGCCCACUCCUCUCACUCCCCUUCUCAUCCCGCAUCCCCACCGCACUCAUGCGCAGCCCACUCCUCUCACUCCCUUUCUCAUCCGUGCAUCCCCACCGCACUCAUGCGCAGCCCACUCCUCUCACCCCCCUUCUCAUCCGCGCAUCCCCACCGCACUCAUGCGCACCCCACUCCUCUCACUCCCCUUCUCAUCCGCGCAUCCCCACCGCACUCAUGCGCAGCCCACUCCUCUCACUCCCCUUCUCAUCCCGCAUCCCCACCGCACUCAUGCGCUGCCCACUCCUCUCACUCCCCUUCUCAUCCCGCAUCCCCACCGCACUCAUGCGCUGCCCACUCCUCUCACCCCCCUUCUCAUCCGCGCAUCCCCCCCGCACUCAUGCGCAGCCCACUCCUCUCACCCCCCUUCUCAUCCGCGCAUCCCCACCGCACUCAUGCGCAGCCCACUCCUCUCACCCCCCUUCUCAUCCGCGCAUCCCCAUCGCACUCAUGCUCAGCCCACUCAUCUCACUCCCCUUCUCAUCGGCGCAUCCCCAUUGCACUCAUGCGCAUCCUACCCUUCCCACCCCCAUACGCAUCCGCGCAUCCAACGCGCAUACCUCGAUGGCGUUUAA
Messenger RNA from Closterium sp. Naga37s-1, 1518 nucleotides. NCBI's taxonomy places the organism in Eukaryota, Viridiplantae, Streptophyta, Zygnematophyceae, Desmidiales, Closteriaceae. The record is from the annotation of a GenBank genome assembly.